This is a messenger RNA of Penicillium angulare, 993 nucleotides long. RefSeq names its product putative mitochondrial carrier protein. Gene Ontology annotation, biological process: transmembrane transport. The transcript has 6 exons. Lineage: Eukaryota; Fungi; Ascomycota; Eurotiomycetes; Eurotiales; Aspergillaceae. Gene Ontology annotation, molecular function: transmembrane transporter activity. The coding region runs from base 1 to 993 and encodes 330 amino acids. The record is from RefSeq and is a predicted model, not a curated record.
AUGUCUUCCCGACGCUCCUGGUUCAUGGAUGAAGACACCCGAAACAGCCUUUUGAAGAGGUAUCAGACACAAGUUGCCUCCGGGGCAUCGACCAUAUGUGCCACCCUAUCUUUGACUCCCUUGGAGAAUGUCAAAACCCGCAUGCAAACACACAACUUCAAAAAUGUCGGAGAAUGUAUGAAAUACUUAUGGCGUACCGAAGGUCCUCGGGGUUAUGUGGCAGGUGCAUUACCACCACUAAUCAGCGUUACCGUUGUUCGAGUUGUCAAUUUCACUGCCUAUAACUGGACCAAGGUCAAGAUUUCGGACCAGAUGAAGCGUAUGACGGGAACUUCACCAUUGGAGGAAUACUACAAACGAGGCAGCUUGCCGACUUUCAGCCAAUUUUUGACAUUCUCGCUGGCUGGUGGAUUUGCGGGGCUCAUUGCUUCGCCAUUGGCUUGUCCCUUUGAGCUAGCAAAGAACGUCGUCCAGACUUCAGUUCUGGUCUCCAACCGUGAUCAAGCGGCACCUGGUGCUGCUCAUGAUUCAUCACUGCGACACAAACCUCGCCUGGGUACGAUUGGAGCCAUUCAACAAAUCGUCCGGCGAUAUGGAGUUCGAGGCCUAUACACAGGCUUCCGCCUCCAUGUGAUGCGUGAUACCCUCGGAUCGGGCUUUUAUUUCAGCAUCUAUGAGCAUGCGAAGCAGCUGGUGGCGUACCAAAUGGGUCCACGCCAAAAUGGUGAUUCGCGUAUGGGAGCUCCCCUAGUUGCCGGUGCUGUCUGCAGCACCAUUCCUUGGUUUUUGACAUAUCCCCUUGAUACUCGAAAGACUCGUGCACAGAGUAUUUUACUUGGCAAAUCCAAGGAGGUCGGCGAGGCCUCUGUUGCAGCUGCAAAGUCGAGCAUGUACAAGGGAAUCUCAAUCAUCCUCCUCCGCACUAGCAUCAACAACAUGAUCUUGCUGAGCCUUUAUGAGACGAUUAUGGCCAAAAUCCACAAACUCCCUUGA